Molecule: messenger RNA, 1659 nt
Organism: Drosophila melanogaster (fruit fly)
Lineage: Eukaryota; Metazoa; Arthropoda; Insecta; Diptera; Drosophilidae
Exons: 1
Coding region: 123-1562 (479 amino acids)
Cellular component (GO): spindle
Molecular function (GO): ATP hydrolysis activity; ATP binding
Source: RefSeq, marked reviewed
GAGAAACACAGACUGCCAGGAAAAUUACGCCAGAUAGUUGUUGAUCAAAUUGCCGGGGCUGAAAACAACCGAGAGUGCACACAUCCCAGUUGUACGCGCAAUUUUACCCGGAAAAGCCUUUAAUGAAGACCCAAGGAAAAUACGGAGUGACUGCCACGGCGGCUGCUCAGAUUCUUUGCGAGGAUGUUAGAAAUUUUAGCACACGUCGCCGCAAUAUUCUCUACCUAAUGCACCGAUAUCUGGUGGAGAAUGGAUACUAUGCGAGUGCCGAGUCCUUGAAAAGCGAAGGACGUCUAACCGACGAAUACGAACUGUGCGACAAUAUCGAUCUGGAUGCCAUGUACCUGGAAUAUGCCAGCUUUUAUAAUAUGAAAUUUGGUAAAUAUCCGAAAAUUCUUAAAAAAGUCGGAGCCAAAAUUAAGGUGGAAAUGGGUGGUGGAAAGGCGCAUGAGAAGACGCCGGCUAAGGAAUUGCCCAAGAAACCACCGACUACGGACGCUUCUCUGGCCAAUUGGCACAUAGGUGUCGGCGCAGCCACACAGGCGUUGAGCAACGAACAGCCGUUGCAGAUAAAGAAAAUGGAAACAGCAACGGAAUCGAAUGGCCAGGAUAAUGCUUGUGAAAUCGAACAUGUCCAUUUGGGUGGUGAUGAUGUUCUCUUCUCCUCCUUGGAAUGGCAAUCUCUGGCGGAAUUGGUCAAGACAUCGAUAUUGCAGGAAAAUAUCAAGAUCAAGUGGUCGGAUGUUUGCGGAAAUCAGCGAGCAAUUGAGUUGAUCAAAGAGGCGGUACUAACGCCCAUUGAGUUUCCUCAAUUAUUCGCACAUGGCCUGAAACCCUGGAGAUCCUUGCUUCUGCACGGACCACCGGGCAGUGGAAAAACCCUUCUCGCCAAGGCUUUGUAUUCCGAGACACAGGGUCAAGUGACAUUCUUUAAUAUAACUGCCAGCAUUAUGGUCAGCAAGUGGCGUGGUGAAUCCGAAAAGAUACUGCGAGUUCUCUUUCACAUGGCAGCAAAACGAGCACCAUCCGUAAUUUUCUUCGAUGAAAUCGAAAGCUUGACCUCGAAAAGGGACAGGGCCACGGAUCACGAAAGUUCCAAGCGCUUUAAGAACGAACUUUUGCAACUUUUGGACGGUAUGGAGCACUCUCUGAACGGCGUUUUCGUCUUGGCCAGCACCAAUUUGCCCUGGGACAUUGAUGAGGCCUUUUUGCGGCGUUUCGAAAAGAAACUGCUUGUCCAGCUGCCCAAUGCGGCGGAAAGAAGUUGCUUGAUUAACCGACUUUUGGGCAGCAGCAUAUCGCUGAAUCCACGACUACUCGAGCAGCUGGUGGAGAUCUCCGAUCAUUUUACCGGCGACGAAAUACGUCUGGCUUGCAAGGAGAUUAGCAUGCAUCGUGUGCGUUGUGCCACCAAGAUUGGUGAUCGAUCAAUCGGCUUGCUUGCUAAGGAAUCGCCGGCAGCUAUCGAAGCGAAUGUGGAGAAGGCCUUCCGGCAAGUGCGACCUUUGGGCCAGAAGCUGUUGGCCAAACACGAGCAGUGGCAGCAGGAAAACGGCUCGUAGGCUGGAAUCUCGUAAUAUGGAUAUAUUUUUUAAAAGCAACUCAAUAAAUAUCUUUUUUUUUUUUAAUUUACAAUAAAACAUUUAAGCCCGUUUGAUG